GCGCAAUGGCGCUUUACCAAUCGCCAGCGUUUGUUAUUCAGUGCAAGACUUGUCACGUUAUUUUGGGAGAUUCGUGUUGGUUUGUGUUGGCCUCAACAGAUCCUAGCUUCAUAUGUCUCGAUGGCAAGUCAACCGCGUUCAUAGCGCUAGCGCGCGCUUUCAUAUGCCUGAUUAGCUAUAACCACUCGCUUCAAAUUUAUGUUCCACAGUUGUGUCAUCCUUUAUUCAAGUGUCGGAUCUGGCAGAAGCUUGCCCUGAGAAACUAUCGUUAGACUGCCGUAAAUUGAACGUCAGUCACGUGACCUAGUUGUUGUGGCAGGUUCUUCAAGAAAUUGAAAUGCUGCAGCUGCGCAUCCGUAGUUGGUCGAUUGUAUACAAGUACCACCAGGGAAAUGGAUAAAUUCAGAGAUUUAUACUGUCUUGAUCCGGAUCAAGUCAAAACCUAUGUACUUGGCACUGGUACUGAAGGAGGGCCUACAUCAAACAUAGAUUCAGAAGAAUGUCUCAGCGGGUGUGAUCAGCCAAAUACAACAACUACAAUUUCAGAGCUGAGAACCUGCUGCAAACAGUUGGGACUAUGUUAUGAACAACUUGUUCAAAGAGUGAAAUCACUGGAAGAUGAGAUAGAGGAAAUACGAAGAGAAAAAAGUGACUCUGACUAGAUGCACCCAACAGUUCACAUUUUAGCUAAUAGGUAGAAGGUAGUGGGUGUAUAAAGCUGGUAAGAACGUACCGUUGCAAUAUAUUCUUAGAGUGUGAUCUCACGCAAGACCAGACCCGGCUUUGAAUAAUGGCGCUGACUCAGUCAUUUUACCAAAAAUUUUACAUCAUGGCGCCAGGCACUAAGAACACGUCGCGUCCUGUCAACAGCACAGCGUCGUUCACAGCUUUCUCGUCCUGCUGUGAUGGGUCGCCUCAAGGUGUUCGACAAUUUACACAAACGUCACGUCUUUGUGUCGUUCCGCGUCAGCGAGAUGACGCAGAGCAGGCAGAAGAACAUCCUGUCGGUUGCCAGUUGCAAUCGUGCAUGAAACGGUGUGCCAUCUCGGUUGACUUCCCUACAGACAGAGCAGCUGUAUACGCACUUAAUAGAAAUGUCAAACAGCACAGAAUCGUGGGAAUUGUUGAGUGAGCAGUUGCUGUUACUGAAUCGUAACUUCGACACAGCCUACGUACUUCUGGCCGCAAGUAUAGUCUUUUUUAUGCAAGCGGGCUUUGCCUUCCUUGAAGCGGGCAGUGUACGGUCGAAAAACACAACCAAUAUCUUGUUCAAGAACCUUCUUGACACGUGUGUUGGAUGCGUCGCCUUCUGGGCUUUCGGGUUCGCCUUUACUGGCACCGGAAACGAAUUUAUUGGCUCUGACUGUUUCUUUCUCAUUGGCUGCAACGACCACAUUCACUACUGGUUCGUUCUAUUUGUCUACUCUGUUACCUCCGUCACCAUCGUGAGCGGAGCAAUGGCAGAAAGAACCGAGGUGGCUAGCUACAUUAUGUUCAGCGCACUAUGUACAGGGUUUCUACAACCGGUUGUAGCUCACUGGGCUUGGUCACCCGAUGGCUGGUUAGCUAAAGGCGUUGAAAAUAACCAAGUAUCAGCAGUUUACAAGGACUUCGCUGGCAGCAGUGCGGUUCAUGUCGUUGGUGGUACUGCAGCAUUUAUGGGAGCAGCAAUUGUCGGUCCUCGUUUUGGUCGUUUUGACGAGAGCGGAAUGCCUGUACCGAUUCACCCGCAUACUAUUACGAUGUCGGCGUUGGGAUUGUUUAUAUUAUUUUUUGGUUUCAUCUCGUUCAACCUGACGGCUGCCAUGAGUUUGUUAGCUGACGAAGAAUUUGAAGCGAUUGCAGGAAAGAUUGUCUUUUCGGUUACUAUGUCCGGUAGCGCUGGCGGCCUUGGAGCAGUUAUAGCUAAGAAAAUUAUCGACCGUUCGCAGAAGAGACAGUGGAGUCUGUGGUCUGCAAUGAAUGGAUGUCUAACGGGAUUGGUAGCCAUUUGCGCUGGAUCUGACGUCGUUCAUCCCUAUGCAGCCGUCAUAAUCGGCGCCGUCGCUGGACUAGUCUAUAUCAUUGUCGUCCGUUUGGUAGUCAAGGCCAGAGUAGACGAUCCAGUCGAUGCUGUAGCAGUGCAUCUGGGUGGUGGUUGUCUGGGUGUCAUAGCCGUACCGUUUUUCGACUCGACUCAAGGGUUGUUCCAUCACUGGAACAGAAAGUCGAUGCUGCUUCUCGGUUGGAACUUUUGCGGACUUGUCACCAUUGUGUUGUGGACGGCUGCAAUCAGUGGCAUAAUCUUCGGUACAUUGUACGGGUUUAAUAUGCUUCGUGUAUCGAAAGAAGUGGAACUCAAAGGACUGGACUAUUACAGGCAUGGAGACGUGGCAUCUGCAACUGACAGUUAUUCCUCGUCGGCUACCGCUAAUCGUCGUGGUGCGCGAUCUUAUACGCGACGGUCAACAAAUGAUACCCUAACAGACAUUCUUGGUACAUUCAUCCGAGACUCAACGAUGUCGAGGGAGACGGUCGGCAGUGUGUCUAUGUCCAACAUUAGCGUUGCCAAAACCGUUGACGCAGUGUCGUCGGUGUAGAACUCCAUGCCACCGAUUGUACAUGUUAGCUAAGUUAAGCAGUGACCAAUAUUUUUGGACAUAUAUAGUGUGCACCAAUGACGUCCUUGUACUGUACAUAUGAAGUCGAUUAUUGUGAUACCGAUU
Messenger RNA from Corticium candelabrum, 2705 nucleotides. RefSeq names its product putative ammonium transporter 1. Gene Ontology annotation, biological process: ammonium transmembrane transport; ammonium homeostasis. Bases 1095 to 2579 code for a protein of 494 amino acids. Lineage: Eukaryota; Metazoa; Porifera; Homoscleromorpha; Homosclerophorida; Plakinidae. The transcript has 11 exons. Gene Ontology annotation, cellular component: plasma membrane. Gene Ontology annotation, molecular function: ammonium channel activity. The record is from RefSeq and is a predicted model, not a curated record.